GCAGCCCUGUGUCCCCUGUUUUUGAGAGGCCAGUAGCCUACCAGUAUCCUAAAUAUGUCCAGGUUGGCAUUGUGGGAAGAACAGGAGCUGGAAAAAGUUCCCUCAUCGCAGCCCUUUUUAGGUUGUCAGAACCCGAAGGUAAAAUUUGGAUUGAUAAAAUCUUGACAACUGAGAUUGGACUUCACGAUUUAAGGAAGAAAAUGUCAAUCAUACCUCAGGAACCUGUUUUGUUCACUGGAACAAUGAGGAAAAACUUGGAUCCUUUUAAUGAGUACACGGAUGAGGAGCUGUGGAAUGCCCUAAAAGAGGUACAACUUAAAGAAGCCAUUGAAGAUCUUCCUGGUAAAAUGGAUACUGAAUUAGCAGAAUCAGGAUCCAAUUUUAGCGUUGGACAGAGACAGUUGGUGUGCCUUGCUAGAGCAAUUCUCAGGAAAAACCGGAUAUUGAUUAUCGAUGAAGCUACAGCAAAUGUGGAUCCAAGAACUGAUGAGCUAAUACAAAAAACAAUCCGGGAGAAGUUUGCCCAUUGCACUGUGCUCACCAUCGCACACAGAUUGAACACUAUCAUUGACAGUGACAAGAUAAUGGUUUUGGAUUCAGGAAGACUGAAAGAAUAUGAUGAGCCAUAUGUUUUGCUGCAAAAUAACGAGAGCCUAUUUUACAAGAUGGUACAACAACUGGGCAAAGCAGAAGCCGCUGCCCUCACUGAAACAGCAAAACAGGUGUACUUUACAAGAAAUUAUCCAGUCAUUGCAACUCACACUGGCCAUGUGUUUAUGAACAAUUCGAAUGGACGACCCUCACCCUCAACUAUUUUUGAGACAGCACUGUGAAUUCUACCAAGAUGUUAAGUCUAUUUUGAAGUCAUUUUCCAGGUUUUUUGCACUGCAUUAACUAUAUUGUACAUUUUUUACCCUAGCAACAAAUAUUUAUACACACGAGAUGUUAUUUCAUUUGGAUUUUUCCCCCAACUUUAUUCAGUGAUUUCAAUCUCUAACAAAAU
This is a messenger RNA of Carlito syrichta (Philippine tarsier), 1003 nucleotides long. Its product is annotated as multidrug resistance-associated protein 4-like. Lineage: Eukaryota; Metazoa; Chordata; Mammalia; Primates; Tarsiidae. The transcript is spliced from 7 exons. The annotation marks the transcript as partial. The record is from RefSeq and is a predicted model, not a curated record. Gene Ontology annotation, molecular function: ATPase-coupled transmembrane transporter activity; ATP binding; ATP hydrolysis activity. Gene Ontology annotation, biological process: transmembrane transport. Gene Ontology annotation, cellular component: plasma membrane.